GUCCGGUCCCGCUGCUGUCACUUGAGCAGACGCCCGCAGCACCCUUUCUCUCACUUGCUGUAGCCCCGGCUCGCGGGAACCUGUUUUCUGGCCCCGCUUGCCCGCUCCGGUUCUGUCGGGCUCCGAGUCUUCUGAAAUCUGACCCUCCCUGGGGUGCUCUGACCCGCAGAGAAGAAACCUUACUCUCUGAGGGCUCGGGGCCCCGGCCAUGCCACACCCGCGGCAGGGCCACUGGACCCACUCUCGUCCCUGCGCCCUUGGGCACUCUUUGAUACCACAGAUAUCUCUGUUCAACAGAACUCGCUGCAAAAAGGAAAAAACUUCUUCCUGCAGGUGCCCUGCCUCCCAGACACACAAGCAAACGACGACGACUGAAAGGAAAGCCCAAGAACCUAGGCUGCAGAACUAGGGGAAAGGAAGGAAAAAACAGGUUAAGGCUGCAGCUCAGGUGCUGGCCCUGCCACGACCACCUUAGGGAAUGCAGGCAGGCGACAGGUCACAGUCUCUGCUUGCUGCAGAUAUGCUUUCCAAACAGACUGCAACCCUGGAAGCGGCAUGGGGGCCAAGGAAUGUGCAGCUGGAUGGAGCAGAGUCCCAGAUGGAAAGAGGAAACCAGGGAGAGGGCCCAUGGGGAACAGCACCAGGGCCGCUGGAUCGCCUUCACUGUGACCCUGAAGAGCCACUCUCCCUUCAGGAGAAGGCUCAGUCUGCUCCCUGGGUUCCUGCAGUUCCCCAGGAGGGGAACACUGGAGACUGGGAAAUGGCAGCUGCACUUCUUGCAGCCGGAUCCCAGAAAAGGCAAGGUCAAGUGGAGGAAGGAGGCUGUGGUACAGUCUGCGAGAAAGGAUGAGGAGGGCCUGGUAACCAUCAAGGAUGUGUCCCUGUGCUUCUCUCAGGAGGAGUGGCGGAGCCUGGAUCCCUCUCAGACAGACUUUUAUGGAGAAUAUGUCAUGCAGGAAAACUGUGGGAUUGUUGUCUCUCUGAGGUUUCCAAUCCCCAAACUGGACAUGCUUUCUCAGCCAGGAGGAGAGGAACAGUGGGUCCCUGACCACCAGAACUUAGAAGGGAGAGACACCCUGAAGGUCAUGUAUACAGGAAAUGGAAGUGAGCAUGAGGGUGAGACCCCCGAGCUAGAGGCAGAACCUCCCAGAAUGUUAUCCAGUGUGUCUGAAGAUACUGUUCCCUGGAAUCCAGGGCAGGAUCAGAGCUGGGAGUCCAUGCCCAGGGGCUCCAGAGGAAUGCUCCUAAGCACACCCUUUCUUCAGGAAGACAGCUUCUCAAGCCUUCUAUGUAACACCGAGAUGGAUUCUCUCUUAAAACCCCAUACGUGCCCUCAGUGCGGGAAACAGUUUGUGUGGGGCUCCCACCUCGCCAGGCAUCAGCAAACACACACCGGGGAGAGGCCCUACAGUUGCCUCAAGUGUGAGAAAAGCUUUGGGAGAAGGCACCACCUGAUCAGGCACCAGAAAACCCAUCUGCAUGAUAAGCCAAACAGGUGUUCCGAGUGUGGCAAGAAUUUUCGAUGCAACUCCCAUCUGGCCAGCCACCAGCGAGUGCACGUGGAAAGCAAGUCCUCCAAGUGCCAAGAGACGGGAGAGAGUCCUGGGGCUCAGAAACAGCAGCAUGCCCCACCUGUGCCAAAGAGCCACGUGUGCACUGAAUGUGGGAAGAGCUUUGGCCGCAGGCACCACCUCGUGAGACACUGGCUGACCCAUACCGGGGAGAAGCCCUUCCAUUGCCCUCGCUGCGAGAAGAGCUUUGGCCGCAAGCACCACCUGGACAGGCACCUGCUGACCCACCAGGGACAGAGUCCCGGGAGCAGCUGGGACAGAGGGACAUCUGUCUUUUGAAAUCUGUCUCUUCCGUAGCUAUGAUCAACUCUCUCAACCGGUGCUACCAGCAGCCACUGCCAGAAUCGCCCUCUCCUAUACCCUGAUGGCCAGAGCAUUUCUCACCGGUUCAUAUGAAAACGGAGUUGUUUAGGCAAAAUUUUGGGAAACAGUGCACAGUAUGUGUAUGAUUAUUCAACUUGAACCCACUGUCAAGGGUACAGUGAAAUCAGGAGUGAUGGAUGAGGUCCAUUCUCAGUGGUUGGAGUCUACAUUGUAUCACCCUUGUGUGCUAAUAUAUUCCCUCUCUCCAGAGAGGGAAAGUGAAAGGGGCCAUGUCCGUAUAUUAAGGGCUCUGAGAACUGCUAUAGUCAACUGCUUAGUGUCUAUUAAUGCAGUGUUUCCUAAAUUGAUUUGACUUCGGUAUCUAUUUCAUAUCCCCACAGAACUAGUGACUCUGGGAAACAUACUUGUAUGAGCACUGGGUUAAAAGGCAACACGGAGACAAGAAAAAGACAGUGACCAGGCACUCAGAGUCGUUUUUUAUCUGUGGAAGCAAGGGGGCCAGACAUUGUUGUGUGGGUCUGCCAUCCUUCCCCAUUCAUUACGUGCCUCUCACCUCUACCUCUGAAAAUAGUGACAUUUCACUCCCUAUUCCUAUACCCCUCAUUCUACACACACACACACACACACACACACACACACACACACACACACACACACACGGCUGAGAGAUCAGGUUACAAAGUUAAAGGAUGGACCUUACACCCCAAGUAAUCCAGGCCCACACUGAAGAAACAACUGAACCCUUGAACAGAGCCUUCUCUUUGUGUGUUUUGGUGUCUGUGUGUAUAUGUGUGCGGGAUCUUUUGAAGAGAGCAUGCUCAGUGCAAACUGUACAAGCUAGGUUUUCUAGGAAUCGUGUUUUAGGGAUAAGACUAGUUGGGAUGGUAUGAGUCUUUGCUUUUGUUUAAAGGUAUUCUGAGUGGUAAAGGGAGUCGUGGUGGAAUGGAGCAAUGAUGGCUUAAGUUGUGUACAAAGUUUUCCCCAGUAUUCCCAGGAAGUAGACAGUUGUGGAUUUGUGUGUCUAGGUCUGAAUCUCUGUGAUGAAAACUAUUUUUCCCACAGAGAUGGAAAGAGACACAGUGUCUUCUGUUGAUGUCACAAGGUGAUGGCGGUUCGUGCUGAGUGCCGUUUUGUCUUGUUUUAAGUGAUUCUAGAAAAUCAGGACAGGAACCGCAGCACUGGAAGUUACUCCCACCACUCUUGUUUGACUUUCAUAGCUUCAUUAAAGGGAAGAACUGUGGUUGAGCAUCUCAUUCUCCCAGGAAAAGGAACGUUAGGGGGAAAGGCAGUGGCUUAGCUUGACAGCUGAUGAAGGCGAUGGGCUUCCUAAGAGUGUCCUCCCGUUCCACCGAGACCCUUGAAUCUAAGGUCAGCUGCCUGCACUCGGGCUCCUGCAGAUGUCCUCGGGUCUGCUGGUUCGUAAAGUUGGCCACCAUUUUCUUUUUGGUGGUUGUAUUCAUCUUACAGUCUUACCAAUCUUACAACGUGAAACUUAACUUCUAUAUAAGAGAAGUUUGGAAUCAAGGAGAAAAAAGAGAAAAGAACAUAAAAGUGGAUAUUUUCUCUUCACGGCUUACAUGCUGUUUUUAUUUUUGUUUUGUUUUGUUUUUGCCCCCGAGGUACUCGUUUCUGGAACACAGUUGGAAUUAGCCAGAGAAGCAGGAGGAAGUGCUUUGCAGCAAUCUAGUUAAUGAGGGUUCUGCUCAGGGAGAACUGGGUGAAUCAGAGCUCUUGGGCUCUGGGCUCAAGAGGAACUGAAAGAGUCAUUUUGCUGACUGGGCAUUUUAUUUACUUGAACAUCCCCGGCCCCUAACUCCCUCCUGCUGCUGAGAAUAGCCUUCCUUCUUGAACUGGAAGGCACUUCCCUGGCUUAUGUUCUCAUGGAUCAAGCAAAACUGGGCAGCCCUUUGUGAACAGGCCUUACCCUAGGUCCUGGGAAUGGGAUCAGUUUAGGGUCAGUGUUAAGAGAAUGAGAAAAAAACCUCCCACUUGAAUACAAAUAUUUAAAAUAAGUCGGUUCUGCAUAAGGGCCUCUGUAACAGAACGUGUUCUGGACUGCAGAUCCAGUGAGAAUCAGAUGGAAACCAGAAUUUACUUUGCAGAAAAGUAGACAUUUGCAAUGCACUAAUUUGCAUAUGCAUUAAGUGGACUCAGUUCUGCUCAUGGAAUCUCCAUAAUGGAGCCAAAGAAAGCCAGAAAGCUCAUUGUGGCGGCUCACACCUGUAACUCCAGUGCUUAGGAAGCAGAGGCAGAUGGAUCUCUUAAGUUCUGGGUCAGCCAAGGCUAUGUAAUGAGAUCCAGUCUAUUUUUUUUAAAGGAAUUUAUUUCUGCCUGACUCGUGAUUGUUGUAUGGAUACCUGUGUCAAGAAUUACAAGAUUCAAGAACUACUUUAAGGACUACAAUACUGCAUGAAGAGAUGAGGACAGAGCGGGUCUAUAAUGGCCGGCUCUGCCUUCACUGGCCUCUGUUCUUAGGGAAUGCCGGUGUGCUCACAUCUCAGCUUGCACAGCUGUAAGGACGCGUGGAAGUCACCUUCUGUCCCGUCACGUUAUGCCUUUGAUAACUGCGUUGAGCCUCCAGCCUUUUCUCUAUCUUAGUCAUUGCAGGGAUGGAAAGUGGAGUCCCCGGAGUGUAGGUGCAGUUCCAGCACCCGCUGAAAGGUAAUAUGCAGUGCUAGGGCUUUGUGCAAAUGGACAGUCCUUUGGCUCAUUUCUGAUGUAUCUAUCAUCUUUUCUACCUCGGUCCAAUACCACCUCCUCUGGACAAAUAAUAAAACAAGCAACAGCUAUUAAA
Mesocricetus auratus (golden hamster) is the source of this 4689-nucleotide messenger RNA. RefSeq names its product zinc finger protein 641 (gene Znf641). Gene Ontology annotation, biological process: negative regulation of transcription by RNA polymerase II. Gene Ontology annotation, molecular function: DNA-binding transcription repressor activity, RNA polymerase II-specific. Lineage: Eukaryota; Metazoa; Chordata; Mammalia; Rodentia; Cricetidae. The transcript is spliced from 7 exons. The record is from RefSeq and is a predicted model, not a curated record. Gene Ontology annotation, cellular component: nucleoplasm. The coding region runs from base 570 to 1850 and encodes 426 amino acids.